GAUGGCCCUCAAAAUAAUUGGGGAUGUGCGUUCCAAUUAUUCAAUUGGGUAACAGUUCUUGUAUACCUCGUUUCGCUAGUGCUGUUUGAUGCCAAGAUCUCCGCUUUUUCCGUGGCCUCAAUGUCCAUAGCGCUUAUCCUACUCUUCCCCGUUUUCGAGUUUCCAUUCUGGAUCCUUGUAGGGAGCGGGAGAAACAAAGAUCAUCUUCGCAUCUAUGGGAAGAUCCAUGACUGGACUGCCGUCAAAGGGGGAGCCUUGUUGAUUGUAUUAGCAACAGGUCCCUUUGAACUUGCUGAGGAACUCGCCAAAGUGGUGGGUCACGUAAUCAUCACUGUCAGGAACCUCCUCAACCUCCUCCCCCGCCUGCAACUCGGUACGGAACAGCCACCAUCUUAUUCAGGAAGUACUAUCCAUUUUUGGCAUCGCCCUAUUAACCAAAUUUAUAAACAGUCCGAAACUCAUUCCGUAUCUAGCUCCUCCGGGUCCGCGGCGAAGGUCUGAUUCAAAUUAUCUAUUAUUUAAUUCAUUAAUGUAUUACACCCUAUUCCGUCUCCCUCAAUGCCCUCCUUUUGC
Suillus subalutaceus is the source of this 573-nucleotide messenger RNA. RefSeq lists its product as uncharacterized. NCBI's taxonomy places the organism in Eukaryota, Fungi, Basidiomycota, Agaricomycetes, Boletales, Suillaceae. The transcript is spliced from 3 exons. The record is from RefSeq and is a predicted model, not a curated record. Bases 121 to 501 code for a protein of 126 amino acids.